CUCCCGAAGCCAGAGCGGUGUUCCUUCCAGCAUCCUGACCGCAGCCAAUUCCGGCUCAAAGGCCGGCUGAGCCCGCUGGGACCUGCGCGCCCAUCGUCGGAUGCGCGCAAGAGUCGACCCGAAAGAGUGACCUCUCGCCGGAGUGUCCUCUUCGAGCGGGCCCACCUUCGCACUUGCCUCCACCUGAGUCCCGCCGCCUCCCCGUCCGCAGGAGCGCGAUCGCCGCGGCGAUGGCGCGGGGGGCGCCGCGCCGCGGGCACCGCGCCCGGAGCGCCGCGCUCCUCCUCGCGCUCGCGCUCGCGCUCGCGGGGCCGCGGCGGUGCUUCGUGCCCCCGGCAGGGCGGCCCGCGCCAGGGGCCGCGCACCGCGGCGCCGCCUGGGCGGCGGCGGUGCUGCCGCCCGCCUCCGGCGCCUCGGCGGCGGGCUCGGCCCCGAUGGGCGUCGCGCCCAGCCCGGCGUCAACGCCCUGCCCGAGGGAGAGCAGGCGGCCGUUUUCGUGGCCAUUUUCGCUGGCCUGGCCGCCCUGUCGGCGCUGCUGGCGGGGCCGCUGCUGGGGGCCCUGCGGACGGCAUUGCCCAAGGGCUGGUACGAGAAUUGGCAGAAGACGUGGUGCCUCAUCCCGAACCGUCUACAUGGCGGCGGGCGUCGCGCACUUCACCGCCGCCGAGCCCUUCGAGGCGAUCUACCCCCCGACGGGCACGUGGGGCCUCUGGUACCUCCCCGGCUCCGCGCAGUUCCACGUGGCGUGGACCGGCGUCGCGGAGCUGCUCGGCGGCGCGGGGCUCUUCCUGGGGUCUCUCGCCCUCGGCAUCGCGGGCGCUCUGGGGCAGGAGCCGCCGCGCCCCCUCCGGGCCCUGCCGGCCGCGGCCGCGCUGGGGCUGUACGUGCUGACGUGGUGCGUCACGCCCGCGAACGUCUACAUGUACACGCACGGCGCCAUCAUGACGGGCCUGACCCCUGGGGAUGCGGCCAUCCCGGUCGAGAUCCACGCGGUCCGCGGUGCAUUCCAGGUGGUGCUCCUCGGCCUGCUCUGGAACUUCUACGAGAGCAGCUGGCCGUCGGAGGACCAGCCGGCCGAGGCAUGAGCUCGAGAGGGCGCAAGGCAGAGAGCUCGGGAUCAAUGGAGUGCGUCGUGUUGCCCUGUCGCGCCCAGUAACUCAUGUGUUGCUGCUCUCCCCCUCGCCUGCCCCCCUCCGAUUUUCGCGCCCCGUGUGCCGCGCCGGCAGGGGCGACAGACCACCGCCUCGCCACGAAGAGCAAAAGCGAU
Molecule: messenger RNA, 1267 nt
Organism: Prorocentrum cordatum
Lineage: Eukaryota; Dinophyceae; Prorocentrales; Prorocentraceae
Source: the annotation of a GenBank genome assembly